Messenger RNA from Heterostelium album PN500, 351 nucleotides. RefSeq lists its product as uncharacterized. Gene Ontology annotation, biological process: regulation of canonical Wnt signaling pathway. The transcript is spliced from 2 exons. Lineage: Eukaryota; Evosea; Eumycetozoa; Acytosteliales; Acytosteliaceae. Bases 1 to 351 code for a protein of 116 amino acids. Gene Ontology annotation, molecular function: kinase regulator activity; protein kinase A binding. Gene Ontology annotation, cellular component: cytoplasm. The record is from RefSeq and is a predicted model, not a curated record.
AUGGAUAACUUUGAUUUAGAGAUUAAAGCAGCAAUUGAUGAUAUUUCAUUUGGUGUUGAGAAUGUAACAAUAUUAAGAGAUCAUCAGAAAUCAGAUGUAGGAAGUGGUGUUGUUAUGUUGCAAGUGAUAUGCCAUGAACAAUUCAUAUUACUUAUUAGAAUGUCUAUGAUUGAUGGUUUUCAAGUAUUAGAAUAUAUAGAUAAUAAUAGUAACAAUAAUAGCAAUAGUAAAGAUAUAAAUCAAUCAUUUGAUUCACUAUCAAGUUUAUUAAUGAACUAUAGUGACAAAUAUCAAUUAGCAUUUCAACAACAGCUCUUUAAUAGAUUAUCAAAACUAAGUCAACAAAAUUGA